Torulaspora globosa is the source of this 1890-nucleotide messenger RNA. It is a transcript of the gene YKU80, whose product is annotated as ATP-dependent DNA helicase YKU80. The record is from RefSeq and is a predicted model, not a curated record. The transcript has a single exon. Lineage: Eukaryota; Fungi; Ascomycota; Saccharomycetes; Saccharomycetales; Saccharomycetaceae. Gene Ontology annotation, cellular component: nucleus; Ku70:Ku80 complex. Gene Ontology annotation, biological process: telomere maintenance; cellular response to gamma radiation; DNA recombination. Gene Ontology annotation, molecular function: telomeric repeat DNA binding; damaged DNA binding; double-stranded DNA binding. The coding region runs from base 1 to 1890 and encodes 629 amino acids.
AUGUCAGCAGAAGCCACAACGUUCGUGGUGGACGUUUCGCCGGCCAUGGAGCGAGAUGGGCAUCUCUCAAAGGUUAUCGCCUAUCUUGAGUACACUCUGUUGGAUAAGUGCAAAAGAGGACGCAAAACUGACUGGAUCAGUUGCUACUUAGCAAACUGUCGUUAUUCCAAAAAUUCACAGUCGAUUUCGAACGUUUAUGAAGCACAGGAAUUUGUUGCUCCUGUUACGUCAACCGAGACGCUCAAGCUUUUAAGAUAUUUGCAGUUUUAUGGUGAGGAGACUUCGGGACCCAGACCUUCCGAUGAUGGAGGUGAGAGUGCCGACAUUGAAUCAGUCGAAUCUAUGGUUCAAUGUUUGCUAGUGUCAUCUUUAGAUAUGAAAGAAAAGUUCAAGACGCGCAAAAUGCUGAGACAAACUGUUGUCUUCACCGCUGAUGUGGAUGGGCUCGAUCUGAAUGAGGACGAGAUUGAUGUAUUAAAAGAGGAAUUCAACUCAAGACUCAUAUUGAUUGAUUGUAGAAAAAAGACAACGACCGACUCGAAGGACAGUGAUAUCGAGGAUAGCAGAUGGGGUACUCUCGUGAAGGCGAUUCCAGGCUCUAUGGUUUUUGACAUUAAUGAUUUGCUUCUGGAAAUAGCUUUGCCCAAACCCGCGGUUGUCAAGCCAGUACGAAUUUUCGCCGGGGAGCUGAGACUUGGUGCAGAGGUAACCGCUAUAGUCCCGUCUAGUGACUGCAAAGGCAUUUCACCUGCCGAUGAUGAACGCUGCUUGUGUAUCAAGGUGGAAGGUUAUCCGGCUACCAAGCGUGUGUCGACGUUGAAUAGGAAACUGGUGUUUAAGGACGAGCAAAAUGGCUCGAAGCAAUGUGAGCCCGUAAAGUCUGUGAUAGAGUAUGAGGUUCACGAUGAUAAAGCAGACAAACGAUUCACGGUUGCUCAGCAAUCCAUAGCUAAGGCGUACCGGUAUGGCUCAGACUAUGUCGUCCUGCCGUCGACCCUCGACGAACAAAGAUACUAUAGGACAUCUCCCGGCAUAGACAUAAGAGGUUUUCUAGAUCGGACGCGACUGCCCCGAUAUAUGCUGAAUUCUGAGUCCCGGUUCAUUCUGCCAGAUACCAGAUCUGGAUCAACCGCUGACAUGGCCACUUUCAGCGCGCUUGUUGAUACCAUGCUAGAGCAUGACAAGGUAUGCAUCGUUCGCUACGUUGCAAAGUGCGAUUCUGAAGUCGAAAUGUGUAUGCUAUGUCCACUUAUAAUGCGCGAUGAGCACGAUGAAAAGGUUCGUACAUUGAUAUUGAACAGGUUACCAUUUGCAGAGGAUGAAAGAGUGGCUAGCUUCCCGAGGCUCACGAAUAGAACCACUACUUCUGGUAAGAAAAUAGAAGACAAUCAGGAAGCAGAAAAUUCCAGGAUUGAUGCUCUGAUAUCCAAUUACAUCGAUUCUCUUGACAUGGAUUCUCCUGUCAAGCAGGACACCGACCUGGCUAGUCACUACUAUUUGCCUCUGGGGCAAGCCACUAAGGACAGCACCUUACCGUUGCCCGGUGGCGAAGAGGAAAACAUUCUCCUAAGAGGUAGCAACCCCUUCAGGGUGCCGGCCAUCCAUUUGCACAGGCAAAAGCAGGUCUUACUUGAAUGGAUCCACCAGAAGUUGGUAAUUGGGUCCGAUGAACUUCAGAUGCCGGAAAUGCCCGAUGUUCUGAGAGAAAAAAUACAACCCCAUUACAACGACAGGAGAGAUGAGGCAGGUAUGGCAGAAUUAGUAAAGCUGCUGAACCUAAAGCAGACUGAGAAGAAGUUUAUAGCCGCUGACGAGCAAUAUGAUCUACAAGAUGAAGCAGCAGAAAACAUACCAUCCCUAGAGUCCAUCCUAGCGCUUGGAGAACGGUAG